AAGUAGCGCAGUAACCAAGUACAACGCUUCCCCUCUGGUUAUUUGUUUACGCGCCCGCUGUCGUUAACUGCUUUCCUCUUUACUUUCAUAUUAUUCACUUAAAUUAGGAGAGCACCAGAAUAUAACGUUACACGCAUCAGUGUGUAAAUUCAAUGCUUUGAACGUGAUUUAGCAAGCAGAGCCUUGUUUGCAUUGCGAGCGAUUAUAAGCUUCAAAUGCAAUAAGCAUGUUUUUAUAAUUAAGUUACAGCAUUUUAUGGAUUAAAAUUGCCUGCUGGAAUGAUCGUAGGUCAAUCAUAAAGCUUGAAAACGGAACUCGAUUGAGCAUCAGAUGAUCCAUGGCUUUACCGACGCUUUCAGCGCACUGGCCGGGUCGGGUGCGGGCUCUGGAGAGGCAGCUGGUGCGGCAGCGGGAGCAGGAGGCUCGCUGGAGGCAGCAGUGGGAGCUGCACUCGCAGUACUUCAGAGAGCAGGAGGUCCGAAGCAGCAAACAGUCGCAAUGGAGCUCACGGCAGUCCUUCCAGCGCAGUAUGUCAGCAUUUCAGCGGGAGCGCAUGAAGGAGGAGAAGCUGCGGAAACUAGAGGAACGCAGGGAGCGUCUGAGGACGAUGCUCCGGCAGGAGACAGACCAGUUGGAGGCAGAGCUCAGAAAUGUUGUGCCAGACAGAGCCACACUGACUAGACAGCUAGUGGAAAAAACAGAUGGUCUCCGGUCUGCCAGGGAAGAGAGGAGGAAAAAUCUUGCACAGGAGCUGCUGAGGGAACACUGGAAGCAAAACAACUCGGAUCUGCGGAAGGUGGAGUCAGGAUUGCACAAAGAUCAUGUUGUGAGCCAGUGGCAGUUUCAACAGCAGGAGAAAAAACAGGCUGAUGAGAGAACUCAAUUGGAGAAACAGCGUUUUGAAAACGAGUAUGAGAGAACCAGAAGGGAGGCUCUGGAAAGAAUGAAGGAAGAAGAGGAGAAGAGAAGACAGGAGGAAAAGAAGCGAGCUGAGGACCUCCGCAAACAGAUGGAGGAGCUCAAACUACGAGACCAGGAAGCUGAGCGUCUUAAGCAGGAACAGGAAGCUCUGAUGUCUCAACGCUGGGAGCUUGAGAAGCUAGAUGAUGAGAGGAAGAGGAUGGAGGAAAGCAGGAGGAAAACUGAAUUCGGGCAUUUCCUGACUCGUCAGUAUCGUGCUCAGCUGAAAAGGAGAGCACAGCAGGUGCAGGAAGAACUGGAGGCAGACCGCAAGAUCCUGGCAGCACUGCUGGAGGGAGAGGUGGAGGACCAGAGACUGGAGAAAGCCAGGAAAGAGAGAGCUGUCGCUGACGCCGCCUGGAUGAAGAGAGUCAUAGAGGAGCAGCUCCACCUGGAGAGGGAGAGGGAGGCAGAGUUUGAUAUUUUAUAUCGGGAGGAAGCUCAGCGUGUUUGGGAGAAGAGAGAGGCAGAGUGGGAGAAAGAGAGAAGAGCUAGAGAGAGACUGAUGCGGGAGGUCCUGAUAGGACGUCAGCAGCAGUUGGAUGAACGAAUGCAGGAGAACAGGCUGGCAAGGGAGGAGUCUCUGAAGAGGAGAGAGGAGCUCAUCCAACAGCUGGAGCAAGAGAGAAUCACUCUACGCCAGGAGAGAGAGCAGCAGGAGGGAUCCCGCACAUCUCGCAUGCAGGAGAUCAAUGCACAGGUGGCGCAGAGGCGCAAGGAACAGUGGGAAGAGCAGCAAAGACAAGAACAGGAAGAAGUACAAGAGAGGGAGGAGCUAAGGCUGCAGGAGGAGGAGCUUCGUCUUGAGACGGAGAGAAUGAAUCGACAGGGCUACCAGCAGAGAAUUCACGGCAGACCCCGGUCAGCAUGGACAUGAGAGCGAUUUUACAGGAAGAAUUGUUGUGCCACAUCCCCUAUCAGAUGCUAGGAUGCAUUUUCGGGGAUAUCUAUAUGUCCAUGCUGAUCUCGGCCACUUUGUGCAUUAAUGAGAGUCAGUUUUCCCAUCAGAGAUUAUUUUAAUAUAUGGCCCAUCAAUUGUUUAUGAUUUAGAUUAUGGCUUCCAUCAGUAGUUGUUUAGGCAAGUUAUCAAUUUAAAAUGUCAAUUACACUAGUACUGAGGUUUGCAUGUAGGGCUGUUUUUAUAUGUAGAUUGUUUUGUAUACAUGAAUUUCAAAGCUGACAAGGUUUUCAAUAAAGAAACUGUUAUCCAUUGUC
Molecule: messenger RNA, 2175 nt
Organism: Pimephales promelas (fathead minnow)
Lineage: Eukaryota; Metazoa; Chordata; Actinopteri; Cypriniformes; Leuciscidae
Gene: tchp
Product: trichoplein, keratin filament binding
Biological process (GO): apoptotic process
Cellular component (GO): keratin filament
Source: RefSeq, a predicted model, not a curated record